ACCGUAUCGGUCGCCUAGUUUAAUGUUCCUGUGGUUAGUGACGUUCGGUUUUUUAUUGUACCCCAAAUAAUGGCUUUUACUUGCUAGUGUUAUUUUUUACGCAAACUUUAAUUUAAUCAUGUUCGGUCAAUUAUCGAACACCAUACUGGCAGAAGCGAACGACCGAAAGAUGAAACACUCCAUACUAGCGCUCGGUGUAACGAUAGUACUUUGCAUUUCCGAAACGCUGGCCACGAUCGAUGGUAUGCGUGCGAAUGAUUUACACACCCAGUCCGAAGCCAACGCUACUCAGUCACAGGUCUCUUGUCCACCGCACAGCUUCUGUGUGCGUUUGUUGCAAUGUCCGGAAGUCGAUCGAAUGGCCAUCGUCCGCUACCUCUCACGUCCACCGCACUUACGUCCACCAACCGAACGUCGCUGGGAAAAUUCGGUUUGGCGUCGAUGUACGCUACUGAAUGGAGAAUUUAAUGGCAUUUGUUGUCCGUCAACACCAGCUAUUCAAAAUAGCACCAACGGAUCGCCUUCAGUGUCGAACAUGUCAUACCACGAACGAGAACAACUUUUACAACGCGCACAGAAAAUUGCAUACCAAGAAAUGGAAAAAUUCUUCACCGAAGUUGAUUUGCUCGACGACAUGUCCCCGGUUACACACGGCCACGGUGGAUUGUCCUUACCGGACGAUGUACUUUCACCGGAGCUGGUACAGGAAGGGUUGCAGGAGGUGCUGACAUGGCAGACUCUCGAGAAGAUCACGAACGGAACGGCAACAGUACAACAUUUCCAACGACCGAAGCGUUGUCUGGUGGGGCCACCAUGUGAGAAGGGACACUCACGCUACCGUCGCUUUGAUGGACGCUGCAAUAAUGUUGAACCGGGCGGAAGUCUUUGGGGUUCGGCAGGAUAUCCGAUGGAACGUUUACUUCCGCCAGCGUACGGUGAUGGGAUCUGGGCGCCACGCAUUGUCUCCCACACCGGGCGUUAUCUACCGUCGGCUCGCAAACUGUCGUCCACACUGUUUGCCGAUCUGAACCAUCCGCACGCGUCCCGUAACGUACUGUUCAUGCAGUUUGGACAGUUUCUGGCACACGAUUUUUCGCGCAAUAAAGCGAUCGAAAUAAAGGCCAAGUGCUGCACGGAGGAUGGGACGGGCCGGGUAAAGAAUGCUCCCCCCGGGUGUAUGCCAAUUCCGGUGUCCAGUGGAGAUGAUUUCUACUCUCAGCACGGGGUUCGUUGUAUACACUUCAUGCGAUCAGCUGUGGCACCGAUGCGAGACUGUGGUGCCGUAGGUCACGGUAGACAAAUGUCCGGCGUAAGUCACUUCAUCGAUGGUUCACCUAUAUAUGGUACCAGCAGCAAGCAAGCACACGAACUGCGGGCUCACGAAGGUGGCCGUUUAAAGUCCCUGUUUCACAAACGGUUUCACAACGAGCUGCCACCGCCCGAUCGAUCGAAGGAUUCUUGUGAUCCGGGUGCAGAGAUGUGCUUCUUAACGGGGGAUGGCCGUUCAAACCAGCUGAUCUCACUUGUCGCCGUUCACACACUAUUUCUGCGUGAACAUAACCGACUGGCAAGGCGUUUGCAGCAAUUGAAUCCACACUGGAGUGAUGGUACGGUGUUCCAGGAGGCUCGACGAAUAGUUGUCGCCCAGUUACAGCACAUCGCUUUUGGUGAAUAUCUGCCCAAAGUUAUUGGACCACGGUAUACAUCGCUUUAUCGCUUACAUUUGCCCGAUUAUGGAACAUACAGUGAGUUCUACAACCAUCACACGAAUCCUGCCGUAUCGAGCGAGUUUACUGUAGCAGCAUUCCGGUUCGGACACUCUACGGUACCUUCCAAGCUGGAACUAAAGGAUGGUCCUGUCGAUACGUGGCGUACCUUUCUCAACCCGACGAGAUUUCGCGAGAAACACUUCUACGAUGAUCUUCUUGAGGCGCUACAACACCAACCGAUGCAGUCCGUGGAUGAACUAUUUUCUACCAGUUUGACACGCUUUCUUGAUGUUAAGCCGGGCAAACAGUAUGGUGUCGAUUUGGCCGCCAUAAACAUUCAGCGCGGACGGGAUCAUGCCGUUCGACCGUACAAUGAUUAUCGCCGCUUGGGAGGUAAAGUAAGUGCCAGCUCGUUCGAUGAUUUUGGAACCGAGUUGGGUAAGAAGUUACGCUCACUCUACUCCCACCCGGACGAUGUGGAUCUGUACGUGGGCGGUGUUCUAGAACCUCCGGUUGACGGGGGUGUUGUUGGGGAAACAUUUGCCGAACUGAUCGCCGAUCAAUUCUCAAAGUUUCAGCAUGGUGAUCGGUACUUUUAUAGCAACGGACCCGAAACCAAUCCGGGCCAUUUUACGUUACCCCAGCUGAAGGAAAUUCAGCGCGUGACUAUGGCCUCGUUGAUAUGUGCUAAUGCAGGCGAUCCACAUCGGAUGCACGUGUUGCCGGAUGCAUUUGGUCUUCCGCACGAUGGCAAUCGGCCGGUGGAUUGUACGGCACACGAGAUUCCCAGGCUGGACCUGAGCUGGUGGAGGGAUUAGUUUAUGUUAGGCGUUUUUGGCAUUUGAGUAUACGUUUCCGCAUGAUGUAUGAUUUGUUUUAUUGCGUUGCUGUGCAUGUUUGUUCGUUCGUUUGUUUUUUUUUUUUUUGCUAUAUUGUUUGAAAUAUAGUUGCAUUUCGUUUCACUUGUUGGAAUUUCAAUUUUGAAAUGCGAUGUUCUUUGUUUAAUGUUAAAGAAACCACAAUAAUGCAUCUUUAAAUGUUAUGCUACUCAAGCAAUGUUACUCAUUUUGAAUUAAAAUAGUUAAAAGAAUGUACAAAAUAUUUUAUGUAAAGCAAAAAAUAGAAUUCUUUUUUAAAAAAUGAAAUUAAUUGUGAAUUGAUUUGAAACAACUCUACACUUUCUUGCAAAAUGUUCGUGGAAUAGGACGUGAGAGUUCAAUUGUAAAUUCCAAGAACACUUACUGCAAGGAUAUCCUAUUUCUGUUACCUAAAUUUUCCAAGAAAACUCAUCCAAAAUUUAGUCGCUUCAUACCUUGGUUUGCUCCGUCACUGAUUGAGUGAUCUUUCCCAUCACUUUAUAAGUAGUGAAUCAGCACAAAAAUCACAUCUCUCCUAAGCCGAAUGCUAAUUUCAACAGCGUAUCUCCAAGCACUUAUUUGA
Molecule: messenger RNA, 3149 nt
Organism: Anopheles funestus (African malaria mosquito)
Lineage: Eukaryota; Metazoa; Arthropoda; Insecta; Diptera; Culicidae
Product: chorion peroxidase-like
Exons: 4
Coding region: 119-2527 (802 amino acids)
Biological process (GO): response to oxidative stress
Molecular function (GO): heme binding; peroxidase activity
Source: RefSeq, a predicted model, not a curated record